This is a messenger RNA of Spodoptera exigua (beet armyworm), 571 nucleotides long. The record is from the annotation of a GenBank genome assembly. NCBI's taxonomy places the organism in Eukaryota, Metazoa, Arthropoda, Insecta, Lepidoptera, Noctuidae.
GUCAACUUCAGUUGCCUGUCAUUCUGACAAUCUCGACACUGACAGAUAAAAACCAUGUUAUUUUACUAAAUUCAAAACAGAGCGUGCACAAGUGCAAAAAGUAGAAAAUAUAUACCCACCUUUGGAACGGUUUGGACAUCAUUUUAUAGAAUUAUUUUUUUAAAACUACCCACACAUUCAGUUCCAUUUUCCAAUCUAGUGCUGUUGUCAUUGUAGGUAAACAAUAACUUCGCCUCCCAUAGCAAACCUAAAGAAAACGCCUGAAUAAUGAAAGUAACUGAGUUACAAGGAGAUGAGGACUCUGGUCCAACAUGCAGAACUUAUGUAUUUCAAAACGAGAGCCACACAUUAGGAAAUGCAUUAAAAUGUAUUAUCAAUAGAUAUGAAGAUGUAGACUUCUGCGGCUACACAGUGCCACACCCAGCAGAAAACAAAAUGCACUUUAGAAUUCAAGCAAAAGAAACACCAGCUCUAGAAAUAUUAAAAAGAGGUUUAACAGACUUAGAAAAAGUAUGUGAACACACCAUAGAUUUAUUUGAGAAAGAAGUAAAAGAAUUUAAUAAAAUGUAAA